CUCUCGGGGCCCGGGGCUCGAGGCCCGGCUCUGCUCUCUCAGGCCCGCCGGUGAUGCCGGCCCCGGGCUGAGCCCCCCGCCCGGCCAUGCUGCCCUGCGGGGCCGUGCUCUGGCGGAGGCUGCUCAGGAAGCGAUGGGUCCUCGGCGUCGUCUUUGGGCUCUCGCUCGUUUAUUUCAUCACCAGUACCUUCAAGCAGGAAGAGAGGAUGGUGAGAGAUCGGAAUCUCCUCCAAGUGCAGGAGCAUGAGCAGCCCAUCAUGUGGAAGGUGAAGUUCAGCUCGGGGAACAGCAGCCAGCUGAGCAACCAGUGCAGGAACUCUGUGCAGGGGAAGCUCCUCAUUACAGAUGAACUGGGCUACAUCUGUGAGAGGAAGGACCUGCAGGUGAAUGGCUGCUGCAAUGGGAACGUGCCCAGCACGAAGCUCUACAGCUGUGACAGCUGCAUGCCCAAUGGCUGCUGCAGCAUCUACGAGUACUGCGUGUCCUGCUGCCUGCAGCCCAGCAAGCAACAUCUCCUGGAGCGGUUCUUGAACCGGGCAGCGAUUGCUUUCCAAAACCUCUUCAUGGCAGUGGAAGAUCACUUUGAGCUGUGUCUGGCCAAAUGCAGGACUUCAUCACAGAGCGUGCAGCAUGAGAACACCUACAGAGACCCAAUUGCCAAAUACUGCUAUGGCGAGUACCCCCCAGAGCUCCUGCCUGUUUGAGAGCUGAAGAUCUGAGCAGCAGAAGGAAGGAACUGGAGACUUGAAUCCAAAAGAACAAGGCAGCAGCUGUUGCUUUACCAAAACCUCAGUGUAAGAAGCUUGUCUUGUGUGGGGGCAAACCCAGAGGUGAACAGAGGAAGUAAGGAACUUAAGGUCUUCAGGACUGAACCUUGCUUUCUUCAAUUUAUUGUGCACCUGCUUUGAAGUGCUGGUACUGUGCUGCUGUGCCAGUACAUUCUUUGAAUACUUCCUCUAAAUUUCAAGAAUUGUGGAGUCAAUCUAGGCUGUAGAGCAUCAAGGGAAAAUAUCUAAUGUGGCUUUGCAGCUGUAAAUGGAGGUUCAGUUGUGUCUCUGCAGUCCAGAGACUUUCCAGAGUGACAGCAGUAAGUGGAGUUACUACUCCUUUCAGAGAGCAAAGUAUGCCUGCUGUGCUCCUGUCUCUGGAACUCUUCUUGACAUGGAUGGUGUACACUACAUAUGUAAUUAUAAAUUAUUCAUCCAUUUUAUAUGGGUCCCUGGCUGAAAGUAUGAAUGCUUUGCAUAGCUAGUUGUGGAUGCCUUUCAGUCCCUGCUUUGCUGUGUCAGCUAGAAGGGAUAUUUUAGAUCCUGACUAAAAUUGGUAGGGGUUUUUUUUAGCUUCUUAGUCUAAAGGAUUUGUAUUGAGAUUUGUCACUAUAGUGCUUAUGUUCCUCUUAGUGAGUUUAAACCAUUCAGAACUCCAAUGGAGUUGUUCUGCCAAAGUCCCAUAGCACAACAGAAGAGCAGGGAUCUGCCUGUGUUCACUGUCUGAACACUUUCCCUGUUACUCUGCAGCAGUUUCCUCAAAGAGGAGUCCACUUUUGUGAGCAGCUCUCUGCUGUCCACUGGCUGACAGGGAGCAGGGAAGAUUUGUUUGCUUGAAAUUGUUCAGGCCUUGGUGUUUCUAAUGUAUUUCACUCCUGGUUGUGCAGGAGACAAAAGGGUAGAGUUGGUAGAGUUGACAUCUCCACACCACCUUUCCCAGACCUGCCUGUGCCUUCCCACGCUGCUCCAGUGAAGGAGGCAGGAUGGGGUUGUCAGCCUUUUCGAACUCCUUGGCAUUUCUGGCAGAUCCUAAAAUGUUCUACAUCUGCAUCUCAGGAAGCAAACAGCACAGCUUCCUUUUAGCCCUUGGAGCCGUCUUACACCAAAUUCAAGCUGAUCUUCACCUUUUACAAACAUAAUGAACAGGCCUCAGUUACAUGAAGACAAGAAUUCAUUGUCCCAUGCUUGUUUUACACAAGCCAGUGACCAGCUCCUGCCACUGUACUUCGACCCGUGGGGGAAGGAAAAGGCCAACAUGCGACCGGGAGUUCAGAAUAGAAGGAGGCUGCGUCCUCCGAAAUCUCGAUAGAGACCCCACGAGGGUAUGGCGCAAUGGACUCUCUCCCUUUAUUCGAAUAAAGUUGCAGGACUCCCCUG
This is a messenger RNA of Cinclus cinclus, 2144 nucleotides long. It is a transcript of the gene SPRING1, whose product is annotated as SREBF pathway regulator in golgi 1. Bases 87 to 704 code for a protein of 205 amino acids. NCBI's taxonomy places the organism in Eukaryota, Metazoa, Chordata, Aves, Passeriformes, Cinclidae. The record is from RefSeq and is a predicted model, not a curated record. The transcript has 5 exons. Gene Ontology annotation, biological process: positive regulation of SREBP signaling pathway.